Messenger RNA from Rosa chinensis, 1420 nucleotides. RefSeq lists its product as uncharacterized. Bases 535 to 1023 code for a protein of 162 amino acids. The record is from RefSeq and is a predicted model, not a curated record. The transcript has 5 exons. NCBI's taxonomy places the organism in Eukaryota, Viridiplantae, Streptophyta, Magnoliopsida, Rosales, Rosaceae.
ACCCAGCGUCUGCAUGGCGGGGCUUCCUCUUCUCGAUUCUCUCUUAUUUGCUUCUCUCCCAUCAUCAUCGACCAACCCUUGGACUCCUCGAUCCCUCUGAUCGCCACCCAUCCAUCCCAAACACUCCUCACCGCGACCGCCACCUCCUAACCCGACGCGGUCUCGAAUCCAGUGAUUGGUACCCGCCCAAUAUCAUCAAGUUUAGGAGAAUCAGCUGAUAGACGCCAAGAACUGGGCGUCAAUUCCCAUCAGGGACAACGAGGUAUUCGUCGUGUAUAUCCAUUGAAACGGCGCCGUAGUAGCAGUUUCUUGUUCAAUUUAGGUUUUUCAGUGAAACCAAAAGGAACCCCCCAAACUCAUCGCAGUCGCACAAAGCAAAACUUCCGAUUUCAGUCUCUCUUAUCAGCGUCUAAUAAGUAGGAGCAGGAUGUCAACGAAGAGGUUUCGAAGCUUAAAAACAAGAUUAUUGAAUGCCAAGAGGAAACGAUGCAGCUAUUGCGUGAGAAACAGCGGUGACCUGACAAAUUUAGUCUGAUGGAACAGACAAAAGCAAAAGCUGCAGCUGACCUGACAAGACAAAUACUAUGUAAUUCGAUCCAAAUAUCUGAAUCUGAAAAGGUACUCGAGGCUCUGAACAGGGCCUUGAAGCGUGUGGAGCAGUCUGAAUCUAAUGUAAAAGAGAUAUUUAACAGGAGGCAAGUUCAAUAUGAUGAAUAUAAGAAAUAUAAGGAAAUGCAGCUGAUAGAAACAGAGAGGGUGUUGGAUGGGCUAGAGAAAAGUUUGUCUGAUGAAUCGGGCGACAUUAACCUGUACAAAAGGCGCGUGGAGAUGGAGAAGACACUUGAAAAUCUUAAUGUUUUCUGUGAGGCUGUGCAUUCUAUUCUCGAACCGAAGGACUCUAGUGAUGUCUGUCUUGUCAAAGAAGCUCAAGUAAUAUAUUUAGCAAUAUUAUUGGUUGAUCAUCUUGGCGGACAGAGUGGACAGAAAAUGCGAAAAAGGAGAGGGUCACAGAAGUCUCAAUAGGAACCUUAACAUAAAAUAAUGAAGACCUGUUUGGGCGUGUUGGCUGUGAGUGGAACUUCUUUUACAUUUAGGAGUUCAGUUGUUUCUUAUGUUUCUGAGACAUUGCUGGAUGUUCAAAUUGUUCCCCUUUUGACAUUGUCUAAACUACACUCUGGUUUCAUAUGUUUAUUUUGGUUAUUCUCUCUCCCUUAUCUUGGUUAAUUCUUCAAAUGAUUUAAAUUGGUCCUGAAUAGCUGCAUUUUAAACCUCUCAGUUUAUUUCAGUAAGCUAAGCAAAGCAGUUGAAGCUCUUAUGGAAUAAUCCAGAAUCACAGAAAAAACUACAACGUGGGUGCCUUUGUAACACCAAUCAAGAAGCUUAGAUAGUCAUCAGGUUGGAGAUGAAGGAAAAAAAAAAA